GCGAAGGUCGAGCCCAAGAUGUCAGACGAGCUGAAGAACCUCAUCGUCGCGCCCAUUCGCGCGACCUACCAGAACACGAAGCAGAUCCGCGAGCUCCAGGGGUGCAUCAUCACGACGGUCAGGGUCAGCGACUCGGACCCUUUGGCCGCGGCGAUCGAGAAGGAGAACCGCAACUACGCAAAGGCGAUGCGCAAAGAAGGAGCAUCACAUGCAAGGGGGCCCCUCGCACCUGGAGCUGCUCUCGAGAUGAUGGAGUGCCUGGCCACGCUCGACGUCGGCGGGAAGAGCAAGGAGCAGAUCAACCAGUCCAUCGAGAAGCUCAACCAGAUGGACGAGUACCAGGUGCAGGACGCGCUCCCGAUCUGCAAGAUCGAGAAGGCUUUCAAGAGCGGCCAGGCGAAUAUCCCCUUUCAACUGCAGGGAUCACGAGAUACGCCAGGGCACCAUGACAGCGCUGCACAAUGCCCAGAAGAAGCGUGCGCAGGACCAGCUCCAGAGGGCUUCGGGGAGGACGAGCUCGCGCUGUGGCUCGAUGCGAUCACGGACGACA
This is a messenger RNA of Prorocentrum cordatum, 550 nucleotides long. The record is from the annotation of a GenBank genome assembly. Lineage: Eukaryota; Dinophyceae; Prorocentrales; Prorocentraceae.